UCACCAGGUUAUAGCGGUUGUUAUUGUUGAGGAUGGCUCGAGCUGGGAUUAUAUUCUUGAUUCUCUAUGAAAUAUGUUCUGCUGAAACUGUAGGAAAUACAGAACCGUCGAUUGUCUCAGUUGAAGUUGGAGAAUCGGUUACUCUAAACUGCACAUCUGCACUUAUAGAUAAGUCUAAAACUGCAUACUGGUUUAAGCACAGACUGGAGCACAAACCACAGGAAGUGGGAUAUAAGCUCGGUGAAAAGAACGCUUCACUUCUAAAUCCGUUUAAUGGCUCAAAAUCAGGAUUUCAGUUGAAGGAAGUUGGCAGUUGGGUUUCUCUCAGUAUUAAACAGGUUCAGAAACAAGAUGAAGGAAUGUACUUCUGUGGAUCGAUUAGCGAGAAUUCUGUGAACUUUUCUACUGGAACUUUCUUAGCUGUGUCAGAUCCUUCAGACAUCUCAGUUCUCCAAACUCCAGCACUGCAGUCGGUUCCUCCAGGAGAAGCAGUGAAUCUUCAGUGUACGGUUCUCUCUGAGAUCAGAUCAGCAGAACUGAGAGUGUUCUGGUUCAGAUCUGCUGCAGGAUCAUCCUUUCCUGAAAUCAUCUUCACUCAUCACAACAGCAGCAGCAGCAGCAGCAGCAGCCGUCAGUGUGAGAUCAGCUCUUCUAAACACAGCAGUGUGUACAACUUCUCCCCCAACAUCCCCAACAACCACCAUGCUGCAACUUACUACUGCGCUGUGGAGACCUGUGGGAGGAUCAUCAUCGGGAACGGGACAACUGUGGACUUACAUGAUCAGAGAUCUGCGCUGGUUGUUAUCUUGGCUCUGGCUCUGGGUUUGAGCUUUUUCUGCAAUGUCAUUCAGGCCUGCUGGAGCUGGAGGAGAGGGAUCUGCAGUGGUGAAACAUCUCCUUCUGUCCUCCACAAUCUCCCAGAGAUUCUACAAAGCCAGGAUGAUGAUGAUGAUGAUAAAGAGUUUGACUUCGCUGCUUUCUCUGAUAAGAUGAGGAGAAGAGUGCUGAAGGAGAAUGUUUUCACCAAAGUCAGAUUUACCCCAUUUACUUAUGAUAAACUAACUCAGUGAAGCCAUUUACACAACAAAAAUCUGCUCUUUAUGAAUGACUGUUCACACGUUAACUGUUUGAAGCUGAGCUGCAUGUUUGUUGUUUCUGAUUGUAUUUUUUAUCAUUAUGACCAAUACGUAAUUUUAUUUAAGUUUCUAAUUAAAGAUUGUUUUUUGUUGUUUAUUUCUUUUUUUCUUUCUGUUCUUAGAAUUGUGCUUUAAUAUCAUAUAUUUUUUCUUUUAUGUCUUUCAUAAGUAUUUCUGUAACUAAUAAAUCAUGC
Messenger RNA from Astyanax mexicanus (Mexican tetra), 1330 nucleotides. RefSeq lists its product as uncharacterized. Gene Ontology annotation, biological process: response to bacterium. The transcript is spliced from 6 exons. Bases 33 to 1070 code for a protein of 345 amino acids. The record is from RefSeq and is a predicted model, not a curated record. Lineage: Eukaryota; Metazoa; Chordata; Actinopteri; Characiformes; Acestrorhamphidae.